AGGGGAAAUUUCCGCGCAGGGGGAGCUCGGAGAUCGCGCCGACCUGGGUCCCUAUCCAGGCGCUGCGUGCCCUUGGACGAGGGGCUUUCCCUCUCUGAGUCCCAGUUUCCUCCUCGGUAAAACUAGUAAAGGGUGUUCGCGGGGCUGGAUUGAGUGAGAUCUGACGGGCAACGCGCCCCGCCCGCAACAGGAGCGCAGCAAAUGGGCAGGCGCUCCGCCCCUCAGUCUCCCUGUCUGUGAAAUGGGAACCCGGUCGAGGAGGGCGGGGAACCCAGGAGCCCCCGGACCUCGGUGAGGAGUGCGGGGCGAGGGGCGAGGGGCGCCCUCCCUCCCUCGGGCCUCCUUUUCCUCGCCGGCACCGCCCCCUCCCGGCUUCGGAGGCCGCCAGUCGGCCAGCGCGCAUGCCCGGGGCGGGGCGCAAGGCGAGAGCGCCGAGCGGGCGCGGGGGACGGCGGCGCGGAGUCCGCGGGUCCGCCCGCCAGCCCCGCCGGAGGCAGCCGAGGCCGCUCGGGCGGCGGCGGCGGCGGGAGCCGGAGCGCAGCGCGCCAAGGAGACGGAGAGGCAGCACUGUCGGCUUGCUGCCCAUCCCCUGCACUCACUCAGCCCAAACGUGCACACCCCUGCAAGUCUACGCUUGCCCUCCUGUGGAUGAAUGGAUGGAUGGUCUGGGGCCACUUCUGGAGAAAGAACCAGAUAGCAGCCUGGGGCACAAGUAUGGUCAGGAGGGCAGUUGGGCAGUGCUGAAGACCCAGCCCGGCUCCAGCUUCUUUGAAAGAACUCCAGCCCCCAGCCCCUCAGCCCACAGCCCUCUGCUGCCCACAGGAUGGGAGCCUGGGGGCUGGGAACCCAGCCAUGAGGGACUGCUGCCCCUCCCAGCAGAAGGCCAGCCCUGCACCCUCUAGGCACAACCCUGCCCCAAGCCCAGGCAUGGACUCCAGACACAGCAGCCCCGCUGGGGCUGGGGAAGGGGCCUCCUGUUCUGAGGGCCCUGGCGGGAGCUUGGCCUGCCCCUCCCUGACCUUCAUCCCUCCCCAAGAGGCAGCUACCAAGGAGACAUUGGGGGCACAUGGAGCCUUGAUCUCAGGGACACCAGAAGCCACCUUCUCUGGGAAGCCAGAACCUGUGUCCUCAGCGAAAACUGAUCCCUCAUCCUUGGAGAACAGAAAUCCUAUGUUUUCAGAGAAGAUGGAUUCCAAGUCUUCAAAGCAGGCAGAUUCCACUUUCAUAGGAAAGGAAGAUGCUGGGUCCUUGAGGAAGGCAGAUCCCAUGUUUAUAGUAAAGACAGAGCCUACAGUCUUGGGAAAAGGGGAUCCUGUGGCUUCUGGAAGGAUGGAUCCUGUGACCUCAAGAAAGGAGGAUCCUGGAUCCUUGGGAAAGGUAGAUCCUGUGUGCUCUGACAAGGUGGAUCCAGUGUCCCCAGGGAAGGAAGAUCCUGUAUCCUCUGCCAAAUUGGAUCCUGAGUUCCCAAGAAAGGAGGAGCCCAGGUAUUCAGGAAAAGAGCUUCCUGUGGCCUCAGAAGAGGUGGCUCUUGCAUCUGUGGGGAAGGCAGACCUUGUGUCCUUGGGAAAGAGAGAUCCUGGGCCCUCAGGAAAGAUGGAUCCUGGGUCCUUGGAAAACACAGAUUCUGCAACUGCAGGAAAGCUAGAUCCUGGGUUCUUGGCAAUACUGACUCCAGGGUCAUCAGGCAAAACUGAGCCUGUGUCUCCAGGAACAGUGGCUCUGGGGUCCUCCAGAAGGAUGGAUCCUACUCACUUGGUGAUGACAGAUCCUGCAUCAAUGGGAAGUGCAGAAACCGGGUCCUCCACAAAAGAGGACCCUCAGUUCCUGGGGAAGAUGGAUCCUACCUCCUUGGGAAAGGGAGAUCCCAUGUCUAUGAGAGUGAUAAAAACCAUGUCUGCUGGGCAGGUGGAUGCUGUAUUUUCAGGAAAGAUGGAACCCACAUCUUUGAAAACUGUGGAUCCUGUGUCUUCAGGCAGGGUGGGUCAAGUUUCUUUGGGAAAGAUGGAUCCUGUGCCCUCAGGAAAGCCAGAGCCCUUGUCUACUGGGCAGGCAGAACCAAUGUCUGUCGGAAAGACAGAAACUGUCUUAUCACAAAAGGAGGACCCAAUGCCCUCCACAAAGGCGGAUCCCAUUUCUGUGGGACAUACAAAAACAUCAUCUUCUGGAAAAGUGAAUCCCGAAUCGAAAGGAAGGAUAGACCCUGUGCCCUCAGGUCCAGGGAAUCCCAAAUUCUUGGGGACAGCAGGACCCUCAUCCUCUGUAAAAGCUGAGACAGUGACUGAGGGGAAAACAGAUCCACUGUCCUCAGAGAAGGCAGGUCCUAUGGUUUCUGGAAUAGUGGGUCCCACAGCCUCAGGGAAGGCUGACCCCCUGGCCUUGGGCAAGGUAGACACUGUGAGCAGAGGGAAGGCAGAAAGUGCUCCCCCUGGAGAAGUGGAUUCUGUGUCUUCGGGAAAAGUGGCCCCCAUGAUCCUAGAAAAAACGGUCCUGGCAUCCUUGGGAAAAGCAGACGCUGUCCCAGAGGGAAAGGUGGAUCCUUUGCCUCCAGAGAAGGGGAAUCCUAUGAACUCCACAAAGGUGGAUCCCAGGGCCUCAGGGAAGGCAGAACCCAAGUCUGAGGGCAAAGCAGAAACAAAGCCCCUUGGGCAGGAGGGCCCUGUUUCAUGGGGAAAAGCAGAGGCUGCAUCUCUGCGGGAGAAGCCACUGGCCUUGGAGAAAGGGGAGCCGGAAUCCUCAGGAAAAGUAGACCCUAUUGCCCCUGGGAAGGUGGAGCCUGUGAUCCCGGGGCAGGCCGAUGCUGCGCCUCCAAGGAAAGCAGAGUCCCCAUCCUCGGGGAAGUUGGCCCCCCCGACUCUGGAGAAGGCAGAGGCCUCCUCCUCCAGGCAGUCAGAUGGCAAACCCUGCGGCCCAGGCCCUUCUCCCGCGGGGGCCGGUAGUGGCGGAGGCCUCUUGGAGCCAGUGCCCAGCACGGAGGCCUCCAGCCCAGGCCAGAAAGACCUGGUGGCCGCUGGGGCUGAGAGAAGCCCGGGCCCUGAAGCCACAGGGCCCCCACCCGGGCCGCGGACUCGUGACAACUUCACUAAGGCUCCGUCGUGGGAGGCGAGCGCCCCGCCACGCGAGGACGCGGGGACGCAGGCGGGCGCGCAGGCCUGCGUGUCGGUGGCCGUGAGCCCCAUGUCUCCGCAGGACGGCGCGGGCGGCCCGGCCUUCAGCUUCCAGGCGGCGCCUCGCGCGCCCAGCCCGGCGCCCAGGCCACCCUCGCGCCGGGACGCGGGCCUGCAGGUGUCGCUGGGCGCCGCCGAGACGCGCUCCGUGGCCACCGGGCCCAUGACGCCGCAGGCGGCCGCGCCGCCGGCCGCGCCACCCGCCUUCCCCGAAGUGCGGGUGCGGCCCGGCUCCGCGCUGGCGGCCGCCGUGGCGCCCCAGGAGGCGGCCGAGCCGGUGCGCGACGUGAGCUGGGACGAAAAGGGCAUGACGUGGGAGGUGUACGGCGCCGCCAUGGAGGUGGAGGUGCUGGGCAUGGCCAUCCAGAAGCACCUGGAGCGACAGAUCGAGGAGCACGGCCGCCAAGGGGCGCCUGCGCCGCCGCCGCCCGCCGGCCCGGGACCGGGCUCGGGCCCGGGCCGUGCGGGCUCGGUGCGCGCGGCGCCCGCCGAGGGUCCCGCCAAGCGCCCGCCCGGCCUCUUCCGCGCGCUGCUGCAGAGUGUGCGCCGGCCGCGGUGCUGCUCCCGAGCCGGACCCACGGCCGAGUGAUCUGCUCCCCUUUUAUACGCCCGGGUUUCCAGCCUUUCCAGGCUCCCUUCUUGAGCCCAAGAUCCUAGAAGGGAUCGCCUCGACGGGCGGGAGGCCCACUGAGCGGUGGGCAGCCUCUAGGGCCUUCUCAUCCUCUUCUUCCCAGCCUCCUCCCCUGCCAAACUCACAAAUGAACCCUCUCUACCCGGCCCCCUCAUGGUCAUGGGACCACGAACCCAGCCCCGACACACACACACACACCCCGUCCCCUUCCAGCUCUCAGCUCCACUCCUUCCCCGUCACCCGGGGUUACCUUGGGGAUCUGCUCAGCAGGCCGGGCCCUGAGAGCUGAGGCAGGCUCCUGAGAUGUCCAGGCUGGUAGGCUGAAGUCUUCAGUGGCUGCCUGGUCCCCAGAACGGGAGAGACUGUGUACAAAAGCUCCAAGUGUGCAAGGAUUGGUGUGUGAGACCCCUGAGUGUGCAAGGCUUCAAAUAUGGGGCCCCCGGAAGAGUGGUGUGUGUCCAUGCGGUGGGCUGGCCCCCAUGGCCGGGGCAUGUCUUGCAUGCUGGUAGUCGUCCCCAACUCCUAUCUCCCCCUCAUCUGGCCCAGCCCCCAGCCCUAUCCACCCUCACUGGACACUGUUCACAAUUCCUGACAGGGGGAAGGCAGCUGCAGGAAUGCCGUGGGGGCGCAGUUGGAAAGAGAGUCUCAGACAGGUCUGGGAAUCAGUCAGAAGCCAGUGGAAAGUCUUGGGUCGCAGGCAGCCUGACAGCUGGUCUUGUUUUUUGGGGGCAGGACGGAGAGCUCACUCUACAACCACAGCUGUCCUUUAAAGGCUGCCCUCUUCACCCCUCGUCCCCGUGUGCUGUGAGCCCCACGAGUCCCUUGUGACCACUCAAUACCCCUGUCCCCACCCCCCCAGCCACAGUUUUUGGCUACAAACUGUCACAAUAUACGUUGGUAAUAAAAUUUUCCCCCAGUUCUUGUC
Molecule: messenger RNA, 4720 nt
Organism: Mirounga angustirostris (Northern elephant seal)
Lineage: Eukaryota; Metazoa; Chordata; Mammalia; Carnivora; Phocidae
Gene: GPRIN1
Product: G protein regulated inducer of neurite outgrowth 1
Exons: 3
Coding region: 853-3753 (966 amino acids)
Biological process (GO): neuron projection development
Cellular component (GO): plasma membrane
Source: RefSeq, a predicted model, not a curated record